Drosophila pseudoobscura is the source of this 1173-nucleotide messenger RNA. RefSeq names its product Gustatory receptor 22e (gene Gr22e). The transcript has 2 exons. Lineage: Eukaryota; Metazoa; Arthropoda; Insecta; Diptera; Drosophilidae. Gene Ontology annotation, biological process: chemosensory behavior; sensory perception of taste; male courtship behavior. The record is from RefSeq and is a predicted model, not a curated record. Gene Ontology annotation, molecular function: sweet taste receptor activity. Gene Ontology annotation, cellular component: membrane; neuronal cell body; axon. Bases 1 to 1173 code for a protein of 390 amino acids.
AUGUUUCGCCGUCGGGAUGGUGGCUUCCGACAGAAAUUAGUUCACGUCACCCUGAGGGGAGCGCUAUACGGCUCAUGGGUCCUGGGAUUGUUCCCGUUCACCUACGACAGCUGGACGAGGAAAUUGCAUCGUUCAAAGUGGCUAAUUGGGUAUGGCAUCGUCCUGAAUGUGGGCAUAGUUGCUCUGAUCCUGGCCAACGACACGGAGUCGGAGACACCAGUGCGGAUGGAGGUCUUUAAGCGAAAUCCUCUGGCUGAGCGGGUCAACUCCAUUCACGAUUAUCACAGCCUCGUUAUGUUUGCCCUAAUGCUCUUGCGGUGCUACUGGAAGAGUGGGGAUAUUGCCAAGAUCCUCAACGAGCUGAUGGAUCUCCAGUGGCACCACUUUCGUCAUUAUCCCCUGGAGGAUUGCUGCAGUUUCGAUGACUUUGUCCUGCACAGGGGCUUGUCCGUGGUGCUGGAGAUCUUUUCCAUGCUCGUAAUGGAACUGGGAAUGUCUCCCAAUUACAGCCCACAGCUGUUUCUAGGGACUACUGGCCUAUGCAUUAUAGUCCUGGUGGUCCUUCUGGGCGCCUCGCACUUCCACCUGGCCGUGGUCUACAUAUAUCGCUGUGUGUGGAUCGUGAAUCGAGAGCUGCUUCGAUUCGCCAACCAGUUGGCAGAGGGCGAAACUGUCGAGUCCUGCGAGGUUGACAGACUUCUCUCCCUGUACAGUCGCUUGCUGGAGCUGAACCAUCGCCUGGCCGGCAACUACGACUACCAGAUGGUAAUGGUGAUGGUGAGCUUUCUGGCCGCCAACGUCUUAGGUAUCUACUACUAUAUCAUCUUCAGCAUCAGCCUGCACAAGGAGAUGAACGCCAUCCUGUUGUUCAUUGUGCCUCAGGCCAUGAUCAUCAACAUGUACGACUUCUGGCUGGCCAUCGCCGUAUGCGAUUUGGCAGAACGAACGGGCAGGAAGACCUCCACGAUCCUCAAGCUCUUCAAUGACAUUGAGAACAUGGAUAUAUCACUUGAACGAAGUAUCUCGGACUUUGCCCUAUUCUGUAGCCAUCAAAGGUUUAGGUUUCGUCACUGCGGACUGUUUUACGUGAACUAUGAGAUGGGUUUCCGCAUGGCCAUUACCAGCUUCCUCUACCUUCUGUUUCUUAUCCAGUUUGAUUUUAGUAAUCUCUGA